UAAUUGUGACAGGGUCACAACAGUCAUCUACAUGCAAAUGCCAGCAAGCUUUUUUGGGAUGUAACCUUUCCUGAUUUGGUGUGAGGGGAUGGCUACAUAAGACUUAAGCUGGGGGCACCAGAUAUUGGAGCUGCCCUGUUAAAAAAAAAAUAAAAAAAUUGAAGGAGACUUCAGUGUUGGGAAGGUGAAACAGUCCAGAGGGAAGUGCAGUUAAAAAGGUGUUGUCUGUCUGAAACAUUAAGAAACAAUUUUCUUUGCCGUGUCUUUGGAUGCUAACUGCAGAAGACUGCUGAAAUCAGAACAGCUUCACUUAUUUUGUGGUGCAAGGUGGACUGCAGGUCUGAACCAUGGGAGGAGCAGUAGUUGAUGAUGGACCGACUGGCAUAAAGGCCCCAGAUGGAGGCUGGGGCUGGGCAGUUCUCUUUGGCUGUUUUGUCAUCACAGGGUUCUCUUACGCAUUUCCAAAAGCAGUGAGUGUUUUCUUUAAGGAGUUGAUUCGGGAGUUUGGAAUUGGGUACAGUGACACAGCCUGGAUAUCUUCUAUCCUGCUUGCUAUGCUUUAUGGGACAGGCCCUCUGUGCAGCGUCUUAGUUAAUCGUUAUGGCUGCCGCCCUGUCAUGAUGGUUGGAGGUCUUUUUGCUUCUCUGGGCAUGAUUGCUGCCUCUUUCUGUACCAGUAUCUUUCAGAUUUACUUCACUACUGGAGUCAUUACUGGUUUGGGUCUGGCUCUGAACUUCCAGCCAUCGCUUGUCAUGCUGAACCGGUACUUUGACAAGCGUCGUCCCUUGGCAAAUGGUCUAGCUGCAGCUGGCAGCCCAGUGUUUCUCUGUGCUCUUUCUCCUGUGGGUCAGCUCCUACAACAUGAAUUUGGUUGGCGUGGUGGGUUUCUUAUUCUAGGGGGAGUGUUGCUCAACUGUUGUGCCUGUGGGGCACUAAUGAGGCCUCUGCUGCCACCUAAAAAAGCAGAUGAUACCAAAGAAGAGCAGGUAGAGAUUGUGAAGAAGCCUAAGAAAAAACUCCUCGACUUCUCUGUCUUCAAGGAUAAAGGUUUUGUUAUCUACACCGUUGCCGCAUCCAUCAUGGUUCUUGGUCUUUUUGUUCCACCAGUGUUUGUAGUCAGUUAUGCCAAGGAUCUUCACAUCCAGGAUACUACAGCAGCAUUCCUCCUCACCAUCUUAGGAUUUGUUGAUAUUUUUGCCAGACCUGCAUGUGGUGUCAUUGCUGGUCUAAAAUGGGUCAGACCUCGCUGUGUCUACUUGUUCGGUUUUGCCAUGCUUUUUAAUGGUGUUACCGACCUCGUGAGUUCCAUGUCUAAAACAUAUGGUGGGCUUGUGGUCUUCUGCAUUUUCUUUGGCAUUUCUUAUGGAAUGGUUGGUGCUCUUCAGUUUGAAGUGCUCAUGGCCAUCGUUGGGACACAGAAAUUCUCCAGUGCAAUUGGACUGGUACUGCUGGCAGAAGCUGUAGCUGUUUUAGUUGGUCCACCAUCAGCAGGUAAUUUCUGUAUCAGUUGUGUUUUUGUGCAAGUGUUUUAAAAACCUGUAAGUAUG
Protopterus annectens (West African lungfish) is the source of this 1547-nucleotide messenger RNA. RefSeq names its product monocarboxylate transporter 4-like. Gene Ontology annotation, cellular component: membrane. Gene Ontology annotation, molecular function: monocarboxylic acid transmembrane transporter activity. The record is from RefSeq and is a predicted model, not a curated record. Gene Ontology annotation, biological process: transmembrane transport; monocarboxylic acid transport. Bases 348 to 1532 code for a protein of 394 amino acids. The transcript has 4 exons. Lineage: Eukaryota; Metazoa; Chordata; Ceratodontiformes; Protopteridae.